GCGGGUCGAUAGUGAUUGCAGAUCUAGUGUGGCGGAUAUUCGAUAGUUUAAGCCGGAUGAACCUGUAUCAAAAUGACACGCAGGUUGGAAACGCAAGGACAAGAUCGUGUUAUAAACUUUGGUGAUGGCACGCUGCCUAUCAUAGUGGACUAUAGAAACGCCAUAAAAUAUUAUAGAAGUAAACACUAUGAUAGAGCCCCCGGUCAAAAUUGGAUGGAGUUCCAUGUGCAUCAUGAAGGGGUGCUUAAUUUCUGUGAAAACCCCCGACAGCUGAUACUCAAUGCGCUCUUCAAAGCAGUGGAAGGUGAUGAGUUCUUUCCCGUUAACUAUAAGUCGGGCACACAUGUGGAUACAUUUCUGGCACGGUCUUGUCAGAAAGCUCUGGACAAGCUCUUUCAUCAGCGUCUAAGCCUUCAGCUAGUUACUGGAGGCACAAUUUACAUGACGGUGUGGCUGAACAUAGCUCCCUAUAAAGCGGGUCAGAUAUCGCCAACGCUCAUAAUGUCUAGGACCAUAGAUCGUCUGAUGAACAAGCUGGAAACUUAUAAUGGCAUACCAGGCAUUUUGAAUAUGGCAAACUUUAGCGCUCAGCCUGCCUUUGAGAACGUUGUGGUCAGAUUAAACAAUUUAGCCACCUUGCGACUGGCUUUUGAUAUAAUCUACAACAACGACGGCAGACGCUCCGCUUUGAAAGGCUUCAGUCUGGCAAAUAACGAUAUAAGCGAUCUGGCGCCAUUAAAACUGUUUGGCGAUGUAGAUUAUGCGCUGCUUGAUUUAAGCGGCAAUAAGCUUGCUUCGGCUACAAGACUGUGUGCGGAUCUGGAACGCUUUCGUGCCAAGCAGCUGCUGAUGGCUCAAAAUCCUAUUACCAAGCUAGCCAAAUAUCCAGAGUGCCUUAAACCAUUGAAAAAGAAUUUUGAAGAAGUGGAUGGGGUGCCUUUUGAUAGACUUUACAAGACCUAUACGCCACUAAGCUAUGAGAUUGACAUGGAGUGCGAUGGCACACGCAUAGACUGGAGCAACAAGUCCGCAUUGGCGCAGUUUAAAGACAGCUCAAAGUGGCAUGCCAUAUUGAUACCUGAUCCAAAGCAAGAGUUUAAAAAGGACGCUAUUAUAGAAUAUUUCUUUAUUAAUGUGUCACCUGAGCUGAGCGAAUUUUAUCCCUGCUAUUAUAAGUUUACCAAUGAUGAGCAUCGUUUCCUAGCACGCAAAUGCUUUGAUCAGUUCGAGCAUUUAGUGCACAAUUGCAAUCUUCAAAUUCCAAUACCAAGUCUGGUGUCUGAUGAUGGUCCCAUACCGGAGUAUAUAAACGAACGUACCGUGUCCUACUAUCUAAAGAUGGAUGUCAGCUCAUUUAAGCCGGGACAAGUGGACCCGAAAGCAUGCAUAGUGGAGGCUGUACAAAAGUGCUACAAUGCCGUUAAUCGCGUUCUGAAUUUGGAAAAUUUCCAGCAAACCGCGGGACUGGAAAGUGUCAUAGUAAAGCUAAGCUCACCAAAGAUUGUCAAGAUUGUUUUAUGGAUAGCCUCGAAGCGCUUUAUGGGCUCGCAAAUUGUUGAUUUGCGUCUAGGCAGCAAUGGUAUAGUGAGUCUCCAUAGCAUACGCUCAAUGGCGCUGCUGAAUGGACUACAUGCGCUGGAUUUGAGCCACAAUUGGAUAUAUUGUCUUUCGGAAAUCAGCACGUUUAGCAAGGUACCCUUAAAGAGUUUGCGUCUGCAUGGCAAUCCUUUGUGCAAAAACUACAGCCUGCCUAGGGAAUACAUACGUGCUGUUAAGGAUAUGUUUCCCAGCUUAGCAACCCUGGAUGGUGUUGCCUUGAAUAGCAAUCCUGGACUAGCACCACAAAAGGACUUUCUGUGCAAUACUGGCGCCUAUGAACUAACUGGCGAACGCUUUCUCUACCCUUAUCUACGUGAAUUUGAGGAUGUGGACAAGCGUGACAACUUGAUAAGAUAUUAUAGUGACGAAUCUUAUUUUACGCUAACUUGUAGCUACGACUCGAGUCGUGGCAUGCGAUCCAUUAAUCUAGCGCAACGUCUGAAGUGGUACAACUGUCAUCGCAGAAAUCUAUUGAAGAGCUCGCGAUAUACGGACAACGUCAAUGUUGGUGCACAUGAGAUAAUGGAGGUUCUGAUGACGCUGCCAAAGGUAAAACAUGAUUACAUUUCGCUGCAGACCGACGUCAUGCAUUAUGACGAUAAGACAGCGGUAAUCUAUGUGACUGGACUGCUGCGUGAUGAGCCGGACUUGCUGUUGGCUUUCAGCAGGCAGUUUGUGCUCAAGGUGGAUAAAACGGGCUUGGGCUUGGGCAAGAAUGCGCGCCGUCUUAAGAUAAUCAAUGAACGCCUCUCUAUAAUGAGUCCAACCAAAAAACAAGAACUUGCUGCUUUUAAAUUCACUGAGCCUACUUUGGAUCUUAAGCCAAAACUGUUUGACGAUCCAAAGGAGGAGAACUCUGUGAAUGUUCAAGAAUGCAAGCUGCAUGUUUUCCAAGUGCUCACCAAUUUGCGUCCACGUUGGGUCACACGCAUUGUGCAGGACGAGGCCAAUUGGAAUAUCGCUGAGGCGCUACAGCUGUUUAACCAAAUGGACUCCAAAAAUGAGCUGCCCGAUGAGGCAUUUUUGCCGCAAGACUUAACAUUCAAUAAAAGUCAGCAAUUGAGCAAUUGAGCAGCGCGGCUGGCUCAACGCUCUCACACUCA
Messenger RNA from Drosophila busckii, 2702 nucleotides. RefSeq names its product nuclear RNA export factor 2 (gene nxf2). Gene Ontology annotation, cellular component: nucleus. NCBI's taxonomy places the organism in Eukaryota, Metazoa, Arthropoda, Insecta, Diptera, Drosophilidae. Gene Ontology annotation, biological process: poly(A)+ mRNA export from nucleus. Gene Ontology annotation, molecular function: RNA binding; protein binding. The record is from RefSeq and is a predicted model, not a curated record.